GGUAGAUUAGGCGUCAGGGCCUGUCUAUAAUGUCUCAUUUUUUCUGGUACUCAAACAGUUAGCGGAAUUGAGGCAAGAUGAGCGAAUCACAAUCAACUACGAGGAAUUUACGGCGUGCCAAGGCAUGCAAUACAUGUCGGCGUAAAAAGGUCAAAUGUGACGGAAAACGCCCUGCUUGCUCACCCUGCCAUGCCUUCAACUUGCCGUGUGCAUAUCAAGAUGUUGCAGAACGCCGGAAUCGCGGAAGUCGGGCAUACAUUGAGGAGCUCGAGCAACGGAUCGAAAGAAUGCAGGCGCAAUUAGAGAGUCUGAGCAAGCCUGGAAAUGAACAGCGGAACGCGGAGACGCCUCGAGAAUCAACAUCACCUUCUGUUGAAGAUAGAGAGCUGGAACACCCGGCCCAAGGAAUACAUCCUUCUGAGACCGGUCAGAUGUUAUCAGAGGACGGUAUUCACCCUACCAGUGAUUGCCAUGAGAAGGAUCAAUCUUUUAUUAUCAAUGCCCAAGACGGCAGAACGCGCUACUUUGGAGCAUCUUCUGCAUUUUCCGCUCUGUCCGAUGCCACAGUCAGUGGGCCUGAGAACCAGACAGAGAUGGCAGCGCGGCGACGUGCACCCCAACGAAAUUCUAGUGCAUGGCCACUUACAAGUUGGGUGCCUAGUAUUCUUCAAGAUGGCCCGGAGAGACGCAGCUUUGAACCCCUUCCACAUAAGCAUGUGACAAUGCAAGUUCUUGGAGAAUAUUUUGCAACAUUCAACCAGGCGAUCCCACUUUUUGAUGAGGCAUCCUUCAUGAGGGCCGUUAACAGACAAUACUCGUGGAACCCUGACGAUAGUGCAUCAUGGUGGAUCUCACUCAACAUUGUCCUAGCCAUGUCAUACAGAGAAAGGACACAUGCGUCUCCUGACGGAAGUGACAACUGGAAAAGGUCGUUGGGGCAUGUCAAGAACGCAUUAAAUGCCGUCACCGAUGUUUUCCUUCGAAACACCGACCUUUCUGCCGUCCAAGGACUUCUGGGUCUGGCAUUAUACUUCCAGGGCACACCUAAUCCUCAAGCUCUCUUUAUGUUUGCGGCGGCGGCAAUGCGCCUUGCCCAAUCCAUCGGACUGCAUAGAAGCCCCGCGCAUGGAACUUCAUUCGAGGACGAGCAAAGGCGAAGAACAUUCUGGAUCGCCUUUUUCCUGGAUUCAGAUAUUUCCAUACGAGUGGGUCGCCCGCCAAUCCAAGAUAUUGAAGAUUAUGAUACAUCUUUACCGAUGGAGGAUCCACCGGAUGGAAAGGGCAUACUGAGUAUCGAUGGUAUAAGGAUCAACUUUUUUCGUCUACUCGUACAACUAGCCCUGGCUCAGCGGCAUGUAUAUAGACACCUUUACACGGUAACCAUUCGUCGACAAACUAGCGAGAAAGUGAUUGAAGAAGUAAAGUCUUGUGCAAAACUUCUUUUGAGAUGGAAGAAUUCUGUACCUCCAAGGCUUCAACCUCAGCGCGAAUUUGUUUGCCAACCCAGCUAUUUCUUACAACAUAUCGUUCGAUUGCACUUUGCCUACCAUUGCUGUUACUCCAACCUCUACCAGGUUUGCAUGUUUCAAGCAAACGCCACCCAGCGACCUAGCAACGGAAGGGACGAAGAUAUUUCUCUCAUUGUUUCACGCUCCCUCGACUCAGCACGUUCUGCAUUGGCCCUUCUCUCACACAUAAAUUUACUUGGUUCUACCUAUAAGUGGAAUGUGAUUUACUUUCCUGCGGCAGCAUCCGUCCCAUUGGCCUUAAGACUGCUCACAAACCCUACACAUUCAUUUGCUGGGGUUGACUUUGCAAUGAUCAGGGAUAUUGUUAAUUUCCUCGCGAAUACGGCGUCUGAGGAGCCUGGUACCUAUGUCGACUACAUAUUGGGCAUGUGCUCGGAUCUGGAACGCUCUGCUAGACAGGCCAUCAUGACAGCACAGCAAGGCCCUCGGCCAAUGGUCGGGGCGAAUAAGGAGAAUUCUGCACCCGAUGGAAUCCGUGAGGGUACCAGUCGCCCAGCAGGCUAUCCCAUAUAUAAUACGCUAUCGACAUCAUCAAGCAGCGCUCCUAUGUUGGAUGAAGGCUCUGCACAUACUAUGAAUAUCUUACCGCAAGCUCCUUACCCUGAUAUUGAAUUCCCGACUCUCGCAGCCGAGUACGAUGUGACACCAAACUGGCAGUGGUCUCUGCCACCAUUUUGGAAUUGGCAGGAUAUUGUCCCUGGUGUUCCCUCGUUUCCGGUUGUUCCAGGUGGGGACACACCAGAGGUAAACGUGCCUGAUGUUUGAUUGAGAUUCUUAUUAGCAGCCUUCAAUCUAGGAAUAUACAUUGACAUCCGCC
Aspergillus sclerotioniger CBS 115572 is the source of this 2346-nucleotide messenger RNA. RefSeq lists its product as uncharacterized. NCBI's taxonomy places the organism in Eukaryota, Fungi, Ascomycota, Eurotiomycetes, Eurotiales, Aspergillaceae. Gene Ontology annotation, biological process: regulation of DNA-templated transcription; DNA-templated transcription. The record is from RefSeq and is a predicted model, not a curated record. The transcript is spliced from 5 exons. Gene Ontology annotation, molecular function: DNA binding; DNA-binding transcription factor activity, RNA polymerase II-specific; zinc ion binding. The coding region runs from base 78 to 2294 and encodes 738 amino acids.